Molecule: messenger RNA, 1329 nt
Organism: Camellia sinensis
Lineage: Eukaryota; Viridiplantae; Streptophyta; Magnoliopsida; Ericales; Theaceae
Source: RefSeq, a predicted model, not a curated record
AUGAAGGCAAAACCUCCAGAAUUUCAUGGAACAGUGGACCCUACGGAGGCAAAGGCAUGGGUACUAGAGAUGGAGAAAAUAUUUGAUGUUUUAGGUUGUUCAGCAGACCAGAAGGUGGCCUUUGCAGCUUUUAGGUUCAAGGGUCAAGCAGAGCAUUGGUGGCGCAUGGUGAAGCGUCAACAUGAGGGUAGAGAAACAGAGCUAGUGUGGAGCAAGUUUCUAGAAUUGUUUAAUGAGAAAUACUUCCCUGAAGCGGUGCGAAGGCAGAAGCAAGUGGAUUUUCUCAAUUUGAAGCAAAAUGACAUUUCAGUGGCUCAGUAUGAAGCCAAGUUUGCGGAGUUGUUGAGGUAUGCCCCACAUCAGGUGGCCAUAGGGGAAGAUAGAGUGAUGUUGUUUGAGAAUGGCUUGCAGUCAGAGAUCUAUGCAAAAGUAGCUAUUUUGGAGAUGAAGACAUAUUCUGCAUUGGUAAGCAAGGCAUUACAAGGUGAAAGGGGAGUAGAAGAGGAAAAGAGAGCUGACGAACAAAACGCUAAGGAACCACAAAACAAGAGACUUAAAGAGGAGAGACAAGUAGAGCAUCGUGGUGGUGGUAGCAAUCCUAGCAAGAAGCCUUACACCCAACGUCAGUGUGGCAAGCCUGAGCAUCUCUCUGCACAAUGUAGGUCUAAGGGACUGGGAGGUCAGUCAGUAGCACAGUCAUCUCAGGGGCAAGGGCAGAGACGAACUUUUUAUAGCGGUAGCUUUAACCAGAAGCAGAAUAAUAGCAAAAGUGGGACUACCCAAGGUCAGACAUCUGGGAAUGGGACUCAGGAAAAGAAGUCAGCGGCUACCCAAGGACGUGUUUAUGCUCUCACUAGAGAGAAGGCUGAGGUUGCUCUAUCUGUGGUGCAAGGAUCUACACAUUCUUUUGCUGCACCUAAGUUUCUACGUUGUUUGUCUAUUCCUUGUGAGCCUUUGGAUGCAUGUAUUGCUGUUUCUACUCCAUUAGGAGAAACAGUAGUGUCAGGGGAUGUUUGUAGAUCUUGUGAGAUAAAGUUAGAUGCUUGUGUGGUGAGUACCGAACAACCAGAGCAGAGGUUAGAGGAGUUGCCUGUAGUAAGGGAAUUUGUUGAUGUUUUUCCAAAGGAUCUACCCAGUCUUCCUCCAGACCGUGAGGUCGAAUUUUCCAUUGACUUGAUCCCUAGUACAACACCUAUCUCUAAAGCACCCUAUAGAAUGGCACCGUUGGAGUUGAGGAAGUUACAAACUCAGUUACAGGAGUUGCUAGACAAAGUGAGUAAAGAUGGGGUAUAUGUGGAUAGCACCAAGGUGACAGCAAUUGUUGAUUAG